UCAGUGCACUUUUGAUAACAACGUGGUGGAGAAAAGACUACCAACGGCGGUAAUCAAGCGUAUCAGCAACACUGAAGUGUUUACGUUAUCAGACUGUUCUGCACAUUCCUGAAGAAAGAUAGUCAGACUGUCCAUCAUGAAAGUAGCAUCAACAUCUCUUGUCAUUGUUGCCGUUUUGGCAUGCUUCGUCCACGAUGCAUCAGCCCAGCAAAAUUGGUGGGAAAGAGAUCCAGAUGAUGGUACAGUGACGAUCGCAUCCCCGAGGACCUCAACUACUACUCCGUCAACAGUGGCCACGACUCCUGGGAUGCCUGCAAACUGUCCAUGCGUUACUACACCUCAGUAUAAUCCAGUCUGUGGUGAUAACAGAGUUACCUAUACCAAUGAAGAAAUGCUGAAAUGCGCCCAAAAUUGUGGCCUAGGCGUACAACUGCUGUUUUAUGGACGCUGUGAGAAGCUGGCAUAAAAAAUGAAAAUCCCUCAAAACUUCAACCAAAAUACCGCAACGAAACAUCGUCUCCGAUUUUGAUGUGUAUAAGUGCUUGUAAUUCUUCAUUAUUUUGUUGAGUUACGGUGCUAUUAUCUUUUCAUUGAAUAAAAUAUUUCUC
Molecule: messenger RNA, 608 nt
Organism: Diprion similis
Lineage: Eukaryota; Metazoa; Arthropoda; Insecta; Hymenoptera; Diprionidae
Exons: 4
Coding region: 137-466 (109 amino acids)
Molecular function (GO): protein binding; serine-type endopeptidase inhibitor activity
Source: RefSeq, a predicted model, not a curated record